UUCAACAAUCCCCCCAUGCUACAUGUCUCUCUUCCCAUAUCCCUCCUCUCUUCGUAGCUAGCUUAUCAUAUAUAUAGAAGCCACCAAGAGAAAGAUAUAGUAGACAACAACCCUCGAGAAUGAACUCAUCAUGCCUUGUAUUUCCAGUAACGUUGUUCAUCAUUAUUUUCCUCACUUUUUGUGUAUAUAAUCGAAACGAAGUACUUGUUCUGUUGCCUUCCAUUAACCUCUUACAUGAUCUCAAAACUACUCUGGAUUCGGCAGCACCAAUUUUGUCGUCUUCCUCAGCUUCUAAUGCUACUAACAUCAUCAAAGGAGUGUGAUGAGUUUAGUGAGAAUUGAAGAAGAGUUGGGUGAAGCGAGAGUGUCUAUUCGCAGAGAGAUAAAAAGAAGAAGAAGAAGGAACUUCACAAUCACAUCAGAGACACUCAGAGGAUGUGUUUACAGAAGCGCUUAUGCGUUUCAUCAAAGUCACAAAGAGAUGUUGAAGCGAUUCAAAGUGUGGACUUACAAAGAAGGUGAACCACCAUUAGUCCACAAUGGGCCCAUGAGUUCAAUCUAUGGUAUUGAAGGACACUUCAUGACUGAAAUCGAUAAUAGAUUGAGCCCAUUCUCAGCCCGCAAUCCAGAUGAGGCCCAUGUUUUUAUGCUACCUUUAAGUGUUGCCAACAUUGUGAGGUACCUAUACAAUCCUCUCACCACCUACUCUCGAGAUCAACUCAUGCGUGUCACCAUUGAUUAUACUAACAUCAUUGCUCACAAGUAUGAAUAUUGGAAUAGGACUAAAGGUGCUGAUCAUUUACUAGUUUCUUGUCAUGAUUGGGCACCAGAAAUCUCAAGACACAAUUCAGGUAAAGAGCUCUUCAAGAACUUAAUAAGAGUGUUAUGCAAUGCCAACACAUCGGAAGGAUUUGAUCCUGAAAGAGAUGUGUCAAUGCCUGAAAUGAACUUACAAGGUUACAAAUUAAGCUCACCAAUUCCUAGCCAAGACUCCAACCAUCGAUCUAUACUUGGUUUCUUUGCUGGAGGGGCUCAUGGUAUGAUUAGAAAAACAUUACUACAACAUUGGAAAGGAAAAGAUGAAGAAGUUCAAGUACAUGAGUAUCUUCCAAAAGGAAUUGACUAUUAUGACCUCAUGGGAAAAAGUAAGUUUUGUUUGUGUCCAAGUGGUUAUGAAGUGGCUAGUCCUAGACUUGUGGAAUCUAUCAACACUGGAUGUGUUCCUGUUAUUGUUUCGGAUAACUAUCAAUUACCAUUUAGUGAUGUUCUUGAUUGGAGUAAAUUUUCAUUGCAUAUUCCAUCAAAGAGGAUAAGUGAAAUCAAGACAAUAUUGAAAAGUGUUUCACAUGACAAAUACUUGAAAUUGCAUAGGAGGGUGUUGAAAGUUCAAAGACAUUUUGUAUUGGAUCACCCAGCUAAACCGUUUGAUGUGUUUCAUAUGAUUCUUCAUUCAAUAUGGCUUAGAAGACUCAAUAUUAGGCUACCAAUUUGAUAUUUUGUUAGAUACCAACUUGUGUAUUGUAUAAACUAGACAGAACUCUACUACACAAUAUCUAGUUAUCUAUUGAAAUUAUAAA
Cicer arietinum (chickpea) is the source of this 1577-nucleotide messenger RNA. Its product is annotated as probable glycosyltransferase At5g20260. Lineage: Eukaryota; Viridiplantae; Streptophyta; Magnoliopsida; Fabales; Fabaceae. The record is from RefSeq and is a predicted model, not a curated record. Gene Ontology annotation, molecular function: glycosyltransferase activity.